Gamsiella multidivaricata is the source of this 990-nucleotide messenger RNA. RefSeq lists its product as uncharacterized. The transcript has 2 exons. The record is from RefSeq and is a predicted model, not a curated record. Gene Ontology annotation, biological process: 3'-UTR-mediated mRNA stabilization. Lineage: Eukaryota; Fungi; Mortierellomycota; Mortierellomycetes; Mortierellales; Mortierellaceae. Gene Ontology annotation, cellular component: cytoplasm; nucleus. Gene Ontology annotation, molecular function: mRNA 3'-UTR AU-rich region binding. Bases 1 to 990 code for a protein of 329 amino acids.
AUGGGAGGUGAGGGUCUGGAUGCGGAAGCACCAUUGACGCUCCGUGCCCUGGUCUCAACCAAGGAGGCUGGAGUGAUCAUCGGCAAGGCUGGGAAAAAUGUGGCCGAUCUUCGAGAUCAGACUGGCGUCAAGGCCGGCGUCUCCAAGGUUGUUCAGGGUAUCCAUGACCGUGUGCUGACGGUUACCGGUACGAUCGAGGGCGUUGCCAAGGCCUUCUCUCUGAUUGCUCAAACCCUGUUGGAAAACCCUAUCACGUCCUCGCCCCCCACCACACCCGUCAACCCCCUCCGUCCUGUCGCCCAGACAUCCUCGAUUCGCCUGUUGAUCUCGCACAAUUUGAUGGGAACCAUCAUUGGUCGUCAGGGAUUGAAGAUCAAGCAUAUUCAGGACGCAUCUUCGGCUCGCAUGGUCGCCUCCAAGGAAAUGCUCCCGCAAUCGACAGAGCGCGUAGUCGAGGUCCAGGGAACGAUCGAUGCGAUCCGCAUUGCCAUUUACGAGAUUGGCAAGUGCCUUGUCGACGACUGGGAGCGGGGAGUCGGCACUGUUCUCUAUAACCCCUCGGGAGCGACACGCACGGCUGGAACUGGAACUGGCAGCUUUGCGCCAGCGCAGCCAACCAGCACCGGAACGCGCUCGAAUUACACAUCGCGCACUGGCAACGGGUCGGAUUUCACGCGCCCGCGCGAGGCAUUCGGAGGACAGGCGAGCAAUGCCAACCUCCGCACUCAGGAGAUCUCUAUCCCUGCUGACAUGGUCGGUUGCAUCAUUGGAAAGGGCGGAUCCAAGAUCUCAGAGAUUCGCCGUCUGUCUGGAUCGCGUAUUUCGAUUGCAAAGACACCCCACGAUGAGACUGGCGAGCGCAUGUUUACGAUUGUUGGAACGAUGGAGUCGAACGAGAAGGCGCUCUAUUUGCUGUAUGGACAGCUCGAGGUCGAAAAGGACAAACGCUUGAACAUGAGUGCCGACCAUAUCGAGGACGACGAGGAGUGA